Mastomys coucha (southern multimammate mouse) is the source of this 2140-nucleotide messenger RNA. It is a transcript of the gene Utp6, whose product is annotated as UTP6 small subunit processome component. Gene Ontology annotation, cellular component: Pwp2p-containing subcomplex of 90S preribosome; small-subunit processome. Lineage: Eukaryota; Metazoa; Chordata; Mammalia; Rodentia; Muridae. The record is from RefSeq and is a predicted model, not a curated record. The transcript is spliced from 19 exons. Gene Ontology annotation, molecular function: protein binding; snoRNA binding. Gene Ontology annotation, biological process: maturation of SSU-rRNA from tricistronic rRNA transcript (SSU-rRNA, 5.8S rRNA, LSU-rRNA).
GAAGCGGAAAAGGCGGGACUUACGAAGCACGUUCAGUCAAUCACGAAGCGUGAGCCUGAAGGCUGGAAGGUGGGCGCUCUCUACGCUUCUUGGCCGCCCGGCUGCUUGUGAAGUUCCAGCCUCAUGGCGGAGAUAAUUCAGGAACGCAUAGAAGAUCGAAUCCCGGAGUUGGAACAGCUGGAGCGCAUCGGACUCUUCAGUCACGCGGAGAUUAAGGCUAUCAUCAAGAAGGCUUCUGACCUAGAAUACAAAAUACAUCGGAGAACCCUUCUCAAGGAAGACUUUAUCAACUAUGUUCAAUAUGAAAUUAAUCUUUUGGAGCUGAUCCAGAGAAGAAGAGCAAGAAUUAAAUAUUCAUUUAAGAAGGAUGAGAUCGAAUAUUCUAUGGUACAUCGGGUACAAGGUGUCUUUGGUCGUGCUUCAGCGAAGUGGAAAGAUGAUGUUCAACUUUGGCUAUCCUAUAUAGUUUUUUGUAAGAAAUGGGGUACCAAAGCUCAUCUUAGCAAGAUAUUCUCUGCCAUGCUUGCCAUUCAUUCAAACAAGCCAGCUUUGUGGAUUAUGGCAGCCAAAUGGGAAAUGGAAGAUCGCUUGUCUUCAGAGAGUGCCAGGCAGUUAUUUCUUCGGGCUCUACGCUUUCAUCCCGAAUGUCCAAAGCUCUAUCAAGAAUACUUUAGGAUGGAGCUGAUGCAUGCUGAGAAACUGAGAAAGGAAAAGCAAGAGUUUGAAAAAGCCGCCAUGGAUAUGGGGAGUUUCGAUCAUCCUGAAGAAAUCCUUAAAGGCGAGUUGGCACGGAUCAUUUACAAAAAUUCUAUAAGCAAGAUUAAAGGUGCGGAAUUCCAUGUGUCACUCCUUGCUAUUGCUCAGCUAUUUGAUUUUGCCAAAGAUCUACAGAAGGAAAUUUAUGAUGACCUUCAAACUCUGCACACUGAUGACCCACUCACUUGGGAUUAUGUGGCGCGGCGAGAAUUAGAGAUCGAGUCCCAACCAGGUGAAGAACAGCCUGUAACAAAACAAGCCAAAGCAGUGGAAGUGGGCCACAGAGAAGAACGGUGCUGCGCAGUGUAUGAAGAAGCAGUGAAGACCCUGCCUACGGAGGCCAUGUGGAAGUGUUACAUCACCUUUUGCUUGGAGAGGUUUUCUAAGAAGACCACGUCUGGUUUUCUCAUGGGAAGGCUGUUAAACUUACUGUCAGAAAUACUCUUUAUGUGCAUCUCUCUAUGUCUGUAAUUUUGCUUUUGAGUGGCGCUUUACAGUGUGCUUUGCCUUUCUUAGAUUGACUUGUUGCUGCGCCAGGACCUUUUCAAAGAAGCUCUGCAGGUGGCAGAAGCUGGCACUGAAUUGUUCAAGGACUCUGUAACGAUGUGGCAGACGAAGCUCCAGGUGCUCAUUGACUCCAAGAGCCCGGAUGUAGCGAUGUGCUUUGAGGAGGCCUUUGCACACCUCAAACCCCAGGUUUGUCUGCCCUUGUGGAUUUCUUGGACAGAGUGGAGUGAAAGUGCUAAAAGCCAGGAGGACACAGAAGCCAUCUUUAAGAAAGCUAUUUUGGCUGUCACAGGGGCCAGUUCAGUAACUCUGAAGGAGAAAUACCUGGAUUGGGCUUAUCGGAGUGGAGGCUACAAAAAGGCCAGAGCAGUGUUUAAAAGUUUACAGGAAAGCCGUCCAUUUUCAGUUGAGUUUUUCAGGAAAAUGAUGCAGUUUGAAAAGGAGCAGGAAUCCUGCAAGAUGGCGAACCUGAGGGAGUAUUACGAGAGGGCGUUGCGAGAGUUUGGGUCUGCAGAUUCUGAUCUUUGGAUGGAUUACAUCAAGGAAGAAUUGAACCAUCCCUUCGGUAGACCUGAGAACUGCGGACAGAUCUAUUGGCGAGCCAUGAAAAUGUUGCAGGGACAGUCAGCAGAGCUGUUUGUAGCUAAACAUGCCAUGCAUCAGGCUGGCCACUAGUGAUGAGCACCACCAGUUUGCUGAAUUUGAAUUGCAAGUCUUGGGACAGGUUUGUGAUGAGUGAGUGUAUGAGUUGUCAAGAGCUGGCAGAAGAACGGAUUGAUUUUUGUAACAUACUUUUACUUGGCGUUAAUCUUUGGUUCCAGAAACAAGAACUGCUGGUGCCUGUUAAAUCUAAAAUACACAGAAAUUCUACGGUCCA